This is a messenger RNA of Prunus persica (peach), 1418 nucleotides long. Its product is annotated as glutaminyl-peptide cyclotransferase. Lineage: Eukaryota; Viridiplantae; Streptophyta; Magnoliopsida; Rosales; Rosaceae. Gene Ontology annotation, molecular function: glutaminyl-peptide cyclotransferase activity. The transcript has 11 exons. The record is from RefSeq and is a predicted model, not a curated record. Bases 210 to 1169 code for a protein of 319 amino acids.
UGUUGGAGAAUAAAUAAAAAGAAAAAAAUAAGUGGCGGGGUUCCAAAGCGGCGGAUAAAGAAUAGGUACUCGUGGACCAACGGUCAACUCAACGGCACCAACCCCGGCGCAUUUUAGCGCAAGAGCGCCGUUUCCGUCCCGCAAAAUCACUCGGCAGCACAGCUUGCACUCUAAAAACCCUAACUGAUCCAGGAUCGGGCCUCGGUUUCAUGGCCACCGGAUCGCUUAGGAGGAAGCUAAAUAAGCGAUCGGAUCCCAGGCCUUACACUUCCAUGGCUGCUCGGCCCAAGUCCUCAAACUACAGAAAAACCUCUCUGAUCCUCUCCGUCGUUCUCAUUGUUGGCGUUUUUAUUCUUCUGGGCAUUUCUUCGAACAUUUUGAUUAACGUCUCUGCCGUUUCCGCCAGCAUUUUCUCAAUCGAGGUAGUCAAUGAGUUCCCUCACGAUCCCAACGCCUUCACCCAGGGGCUUCUUUAUGCUGGAAAUGAUAGCUUAUUCGAAUCAACUGGUCUUUAUGGGAAGUCAUCAGUGCGCAAGGUAGCUCUUCAAACAGGGAAGGUUGAAGUUCUUCAGAAGAUGGAUGCUUCUUAUUUUGGAGAGGGAUUAACUCUCCUUGGUGAAAGGCUAUUCCAAGUAACUUGGUUGACGAACUAUGGUUUCAUAUAUGACCGAAAAAAUUUAAGCAAAUUUGAGAAGUUCACUCAUAAGAUGCAUGAUGGUUGGGGACUGGCUACUGAUGGGAAAGUGUUAUUUGGAAGUGAUGGCUCGUCAGUGUUGUACAAGAUUGACCCUCAAACAUUGAAAGUGACCGACAAACAUAUUGUCAAAUACAAAGAUCAUGAAGUGUACAACCUCAAUGAGUUGGAGUUUGUAAAAGGCGAAGUUUGGGCAAAUGUUUAUCAGACUGACUGCAUUGCUAGAAUCUCACAUGAAGAUGGCAGGGUGCUUGGAUGGAUUCUCCUUCCAAAUUUAAGGGAAGGCUUACUAGCAUCUGGGAAUCAUGGUAUUGAUGUUCUAAAUGGCAUUGCAUGGGAUAGUGACAAAAAACGUAUCUUUGUGACCGGAAAACUUUGGCCGAAGCUUUAUGAGAUCAAGCUACAUCCAAUAAAGAAACAUUUCAGAGAUGGAGCCAUUGAGGAGCUCUGCCUGCGAAGGCCAUUCCAUUUUUGAAGCCAUAAAGAGAGCCAGUUCCAUUGUAAGGCUGGGCAGGGUAGGGCAGGGCAUACAUCCAAUGGGAUUUUUUAUUUUGCAUUGUGAUAUACAAUAUUUUGCAAUUUCAGCCCACACAAAGGACCGGAAAUCAGUUGGAGAACUGCCUUGUAAGUUGUAAGAUUCUGAAAAGAAGCGUUUAAUUGGCGAGUGAAUGAACAAUUUCAGAGUUAUUGGAAUUCUAAUUCCCAGUGACGUAUAGUUCAGCUC